Molecule: messenger RNA, 3365 nt
Organism: Strongylocentrotus purpuratus (purple sea urchin)
Lineage: Eukaryota; Metazoa; Echinodermata; Echinoidea; Camarodonta; Strongylocentrotidae
Gene: emc1
Product: ER membrane protein complex subunit 1
Exons: 23
Coding region: 34-3042 (1002 amino acids)
Biological process (GO): protein folding in endoplasmic reticulum
Cellular component (GO): EMC complex
Molecular function (GO): protein binding
Source: RefSeq, a predicted model, not a curated record
AUAGAGGGCGCGCUUCAAAUUGAUAGAGAAAAGAUGGCGACUUGCAUAGCACCAGCGUUUUUAGGAGUCAUUGUUCUCCUAACUGGCCUUCAACCUUCGAAUGCCCUUUUCGAAGAUCAGAUAGGAAAGUUUGAUUGGAGGCAUCAAUAUGUUGGCAAUGUCAAGUUUUCUGCCUUUGAACAGAGCAAGCACAAGCGUCAGAUCUAUGUGGCUACUGAGUCCAAUGUCCUUGCAAGCAUCAAUCUAGCCGGUCAGCUGAACUGGAGGCAUAUACUCCAGAGAGGUCAACAAGGGGUCAUUAAUUCUAUGCUCUACUCCUCUGCUGAUGCUGGUAUUGUGACACUGUCAGGUCGAGGACGGCUGCUCCGUUUGUGGAACGCAACCACUGGCUACCUGAAAUGGGAAUCUCCUGUUUCCCCUGAAGCAGCAGCCGUUAGCAGUUCUGGAGCUACAGCUAUGCAAGUCAACAGUGAAUCCAAGAAUGUGAUUGUAGCAGUCAAGAACCAUGUCUUCAGUUAUGCUUUCAAGUCGGGACGUAGAGCUUGGACGUACGCUGAUCAGGACAGUGAGUCAUUAGACUUCCAGUGGACACACUUCAGCAAGGAUGAACCUGAUUCUCCUGUAUACGUCAUUGGUGUGGUCGAAGGCUCGCACUUUGUUAUUGCAGCGCUUGAUGCACAAAGCGGAGAUCUUAUCAAUCAGACUCCCGUCUCAGCAGUGUGGGCAAGCAGAGCACCCAACUGUAUCGUCGUCUCCGGCGGCCAUUUUGUAUGUUCAGAGCCCUCCUCUGGUACCUUGCAGUAUCUUACCAUUGGUGAGCAGAGCAGCUUCUCAGCGACAUCUCCAGCUGGGUUAGGUCUGGUGCAACUUUCAGAGCAGAAACUCUCUAUCAGUGAACUCUUCCCGUCAGCCUCAGGACCGUCUGUGUUCAUCCUUCAGUUAAGCAGUGACCAUCAUGCAUUGCUGGAGGUCAAAGGUCAAAACGUCCUUCUCUAUAAAGACCUACCCAAGGUUACAGCUGUGAGCGGUACCGUGGUAGGGGAGAGAUACGCAAUCAAUACAGCUAGUAGCAACAACGAGGUGAUUGAGUUACGAUCCUCGUACUUGGAAGAAGGAGCUGAAGAGCUCUACAGUAAUGAUGUUGUCCUGCCAGGCAGCCAUGGAUUGGCAGAUCAGAUAUGUGUUGACAUUUAUGAGCUUCGAGAUAAAACUAUCAGUGGGAGGGUCUUUAUCAAGACGGCAGAUGAAGCGAUCUCAUUGGUUGUUGGCGGUGAGAAAGAGGUCCUGUGGCUGAGGGACGAGUCUCUAGCCAGUGCUGUUUCAAUCGAGCUGGUAGAUCUACCCGUCUCAGAUACAGAAGCAAGGUUUGAGGAUGAGUUCGGAGGAAAGCAAGGAGAGAAUAUUUUCAACAUGUUCGCCAAGAGGCUUGCUACACAGUUCGCCCAGUUUCAGUCUUACGUAACCCACUUGAAGAAGAAGAUAGAGAAUCUCCAUGACUCUCAUACCGGAGAUCACAAGGUUGAUGCUGCCAUCACUCACGCCAGUCAGAGGUUACUCAAUGAGGACGACAAUGAGGAAGACGAUGACGAAGACUAUCUCACCAGGGAUGAAUUCAAUCUACACAAAGUUGUUGUGAUCGCUACAAAGUCUGGCAAGAUAUUUGGUCUGGAUUCCAAGGAUGGAACCAUCGUGUGGGAUCAUUUCCUUCCCAACCUAGCACCAUUUGAAACCUCAGGCAAACUCUCCAUGCCCCUGUUCGUUCAGAGAACCACAGCUCACUUUCCCAACCCACCUCAGUGCAACCUGGUUGGAAAGAACAUGAUGACUGGCCAGGCUAUUUCCUUCACCUUUAACCCCAUCACUGGUAAGCCUACAUCCGACAGCAGCUCACUGGGGACCGAGCUACCGUACAAGGUCAAGCAGGUCACCAUGCUUAACCUCAUGACUGACCAGUUCCUUAAGGUCAUGCUCUAUCUGGACACCGAGUACAAUGUGCAUGUUGUCCCAUCGUCCGCUGCUUCACUAGUACAGGAGCAUUCCUCCAGCAUCUAUCUCUUCACUGCAGACACGGACUCCGGCAAACUCGCUGGCUACAGACUGGCACCUAGCUCAGGGAUCGCGACCUCUGACCUCGAAGCAGAGGUCGUGUGGGAUGUCCAGCUCCCAACCUCCCUCCAAAAGAUCACCCAUGUGGUUGGGAAGAGGUAUAUUGAACAUGUGCAUUCCCAGGGCCGAGUGCUUGGGGACCGGUCUGUCCUCUACAAGUAUCUCAAUCCUAACCUGGUUGCUGUCGUCACUGAAGGAGAAGAAAUUGGAAGUAAACCUCACGUUAGCGUCUAUCUGAUUGAUAUGAUUACUGGGGCCAUUAUCUUCAGUGCAGAUCAUAAGAAAGUACAAGGCCCUGUUCACAUAGUGCAUACUGAAAACUGGGUUGUGUAUCAAUAUUGGAAUCAGAGACUUCGGCGAAAUGAAAUCACUGUUCUAGAAUUGUUUGAAGGGAAAGAACAGAAAAAUAGUACACUGUUUUCGUCACUGGACCCUCCUAACUUGCCGCUGGUCGAAAGACAAUCCUAUGUGCUGCCCUCUGGGCUUCAGGCCAUGUCAGCCACGUUUACAGAAAGGGGCAUUACUGCGAGGCACAUUCUAAUGUCCCUCGCUUCUGGAGGCCUCCUGUCUUUCCCAAAGCGGUUCCUGGACCCUCGUCGACCCACAGAACUCAAACCAGAACACAAGGAAGAGGGUCUAAUUCCAUACCUCCCAGAGCUGCCCAUCGCCCAUCAAUCUAUGAUCAAUUAUAAUCAGUCUAUAUUUGGAGUGACUGGUAUACAGACAGCGCCGGCUGGACUGGAAUCCACCUGUUUAGUUCUUACUUAUGGAUUAGAUUAUUACUUCACCCGUGUGAUGCCUUCCAAUCUGUUUGACGUGCUGAAAGAAGACUUUGAUUACAUGUUUAUCUUGAUGGUAUUAUCAGGCCUGGUCGUAGCUGCUCUCUCAACCAGGCGAUUAGCAUCUCUUAAAGCGCUCAGACAGGCCUGGAGAUAACCUUCACUUUUCAAAUGUAGUUAUACUUCUAGGUUUGAGGUUGUAUCAUUACUAGGAUUGAUUCACAUUCAAAUAGAAAUGUAGUUGUAAUUUGAGGGAUCGACAGUGGCUGUGAGAUAUUCGCCAAUGGGGAAAGUGUCAGCAAAACUUGAUGAAUUAUUCAUGUAACUGUGGUAGAUUGACAAUCAUAAAGAUACAACAAGCGAAGAAACAAGAAGUGGUCAACACAAUUGAAUAAUAGACACACUUAAAGAGAAGGUUGAGUUCUGGGAAGAGGUGAAAAAUAAUUUGUGAGCGUUAUCAUUGUUAUUAUGCACGUGUGG